This is a messenger RNA of Daldinia loculata, 624 nucleotides long. RefSeq lists its product as uncharacterized. The transcript has a single exon. Bases 141 to 452 code for a protein of 103 amino acids. Lineage: Eukaryota; Fungi; Ascomycota; Sordariomycetes; Xylariales; Hypoxylaceae. The record is from RefSeq and is a predicted model, not a curated record.
AGAGAGAGAGAGAGAGAGAGAGAGAGAGAGAGAGAGAGAGAGAGAGAGAGAGAGAGAGAGGGCCGCGCGGCGAUAAACCAAUAAACAGCCCGUUCGUCUUAUAAGUCGAUCUGCUUAUAAAACCACCCGCAGCCGCCGCAAUGGAUGCCGUGCGUCAUGGACUCGACCGUGGCUCUGUUCUCCGGAUGCCAGAGCCAGAGCCAGAGCCAGAGCCAGAGCUUACGUACAGCCACGCGGUCCCCUCCUCCGACCACAGAUGGUUCCGUGCCUUUGCCGUCCAGGACAUAUCACCAUCACCGCUUGGGACGAGCCAUCAUCGGGGACCAAGAGUGGUAGAACUCGCGCAAAAGUGGUGCGACCAUCGAGAUCGAGGUUGUCCACACGACUGCGACUCGAAAAAAAGCUUAUGUGACAGAUGCGAGAGGAACGAGUGCAGUGCGUUUCACGGUUAACAAAUACCUAACCUAUGCUUUUGUUUAUAUAUCUAUAUUUUUUGGAAUGGGAAACGGAGGAAACAACAGAUCUAGAGCGGGGAGUUCUUAAUGGGUUGGUUGGUUGGUUGGUUGGUUGGAUGGGCAUGGGCAUCUAUAAUAUUAACCCUUCUCAACUUGUUUAUUCAUGUUG